AUGCUGGCGUUCGGUGACGAACAUGCCCCGCAACUCAUCUGUGCGAGAGCAUGCGCCGUUUGCAUCGGCGCAUUUGCAUCGGAGGUGGAAGGCCGACCACCGGCCGCCGACCACCGCCGACCAUCGACCAACGCCGACCACCGACCAACGCCGACCACCACCAACCACCGACCACCACAGACCAUCGACCAACUCCGACCACCGACCACCGCCGACCGUAGACCAACUCCGACCACCAACCACCGACCACCACAGACCAUCGACCAACUCCGACCACCGACCACCGCCGACCGUAGACCAACUCCGACCACCAACCACCGACCACCACAGACCAUCGACCAACUCCGACCAUCGACCAACUCCGACCAUCGACCAACUCCGACCACCGACCACCGCCGACCGCAGACCAACUCCGACCACCGACCAACGCCGACCGCCACCAACCACCGACCACCCCAGACCAUCGACCAACUCCGGCCACCGACCACCGCCGACCGUAGACCAACUCCGACCACCAACCACCGACCACCACAGACCAUCGACCAACUCCGACCACCGACCACCGCCGACCGUAGACCAACUCCGAGCACCAACCACCGACCACCACAGACCAUCGACCAACUCCGACCAUCGACCACCGCCGACCGUAGACCAACUCCGAUCACCGACCACCGCCGACCGCAGACCAACUCCGACCGCAGACCAACUCCGACCACCGACCAACGCCGACCGCCACCAACCACCGACCACCACAGACCAUCGACCAACUGCGGCCACCGACCAACGCCGACCACCGGCCACAAAAACGGGUCCAAGAGCCAAAGAAAGCCAUAG
Dermacentor andersoni is the source of this 834-nucleotide messenger RNA. NCBI's taxonomy places the organism in Eukaryota, Metazoa, Arthropoda, Arachnida, Ixodida, Ixodidae. The record is from RefSeq and is a predicted model, not a curated record.